This is a messenger RNA of Xyrichtys novacula (pearly razorfish), 10140 nucleotides long. NCBI's taxonomy places the organism in Eukaryota, Metazoa, Chordata, Actinopteri, Labriformes, Labridae. The record is from the annotation of a GenBank genome assembly.
AUGGCACGCCUAAAGGCCAGGCAGAAGGACCUGAAAAACCAGCUGCCUGACAUUAUUACUCUCAGCAAAGCAAGUGAGCAAACGUGGGGCCUACUCCUCCUCCUCCUUCUCCUCACGAUCCUCCUCCCCUUCACAUAAACACCGUGAUUCCCACACUAAACACACACACACACACAGAGGUAUCACUGCUUGUUUUUAGUGUGGCGUUUGAUCUCACCCUGUCAGCUUGGACCUGUGGGACUGUUACUUUAGUAGCCCCCAGGACUUAAGUUUCUCACUCGGAGCAGCUCACACAGUUUUCUACUCGCCUGUGUCUCCUUCCUUAGAGCUGCCGUGACUGUCAGCCCUCCACCUGUGGACUAUGCCCCCCUCAGUCAGCUGAGGGAGGGAGCUCAUCGCUGCUCAGGCUCCCAUCUGGAAAAAGGCUUGGGCUGGAAUCAAAGAGGGGACGGAAGGUAAGUAAGAAAGUAAACCUCUGCUUUUCACUCUUUCUUUUCACCCUCUUCACCCUUUCUCUAUCAUGACUUGUUGUUCAGUCAGCUCUUUUUGAGUAUUAGUGUUUACAUCUAUGUGUGUGUGUAUGAGUGUACAGUUUAUGAGAACAGGGGUUCUCCCCAUGCAGACAACAUGGCGUGACAGCAGGUGAGUCUUGGGUGAAAGGGAAUAGCUCACAUUCCACACAGCUCUCAGAUUUUGAGAUAUACUCUGUUAUUGUUGAACCAGUGGAACGACACAGAUUUACGGCAGAGUUUGGAAAGAUUCAGUUUCAGUUCCCACAGCUAUCAGACAUCUACAUUUGUUUGAUAUGUGACUGUUUGAUGAUACGGUUCUGUUUAUCAUUUCAUCAGGCAUUACUGGCCUGUAGGAAAAUGAGACCACUGCUUUAACUCAAAGUGCACCAGUGUUUGUUUUCAUAGUGUGUAGGGCUUGGUUAAAAUGUAUGUCUCAGUUUGGAUAUUUGUAUACCAUUUUUAAUCAGUUUAUUCAAACAGGUAGCAUACAAAAUCAAAAAGUUAAAAGCGUAAUGCAAUAUAACAUCCAUUCAUUUUGAAAUAUGCAAAUACAGGGGUGUGUCCAGACUUUUAUGACUGGGGUGGCCCAUCUAGGGUAGUUAAGUUAUUUUAGCACUUUUAGCACUUGCCUUAUCCGAAUAUAAGGCGAGUGCUAAAAUAACUUUUGUAGAUGUAGCCAUCUUGUUUCCGCCUCCGAUUUUUGCUUUUUUCCGACAAGGUAAAUGAAAUGCUGCUAACUCAGGUGUGACGUCAUUUUCAGCUCCUACAUCUGACUUCUGAGGUAACUCAAACGCACCAUAAUAGCUACUUCAACUCCUAUCAUUAAAGGGUCAUACCGUCAUUUAUUCCUGUGUUUUUUCUUUAACUUUAAAAUGAAACAUAGCAGAGUGGCAACAUUUUUUUUUAAGGACUUGAAAACAAGAUAUUUGUUCAAAGUUACAACUUGUGGCCUAACUAAAGGAAAUGUGCUGCACUUACACAUAGAAAGAAGGCCACAAGUAACCCAAUCAUGUCAACAAUAGUGUAAACACAGAAGUAGCACAACAGCUACAUUUGAUCUGUGGUUCUGUCUGCAGGUACUUAACAAAAAUAUUAAGCAGUUACAAUUACAGGACAUACAUGCUAGAGUCAACAGGACAGCACAGUAAAAGCUCACAAAUGCUCUUACAGAACUGGAUGAAAAUAUUACAUUAAAAUCAACAGAUCCAUUCACAAUGAGUCUGUCUACCUCAAUACAAACAUUUAAGUGGCUGUUCAAGAGGAAACCCAGCUCUACUGCAUAACCUCAUCCUGACUAACAUAGUGGUAAUGUUAGUCAUGUUAAUUGAUGCUUAAGGCAUUAGUCUCAUUAUUGAUUUAAUUAGUCAUGGAAAAUCAAGCCCUGAAAAAAAAACCCCAGCAUAAGUCUUAAGAUUAAACCUUUUUUAAAAGACGAUAAUUCCUGUGUGCUUUUAAAGUCUUUUAAUACCAAAGAAUCUUAGUAAAGAGUUAAAAAUAGUUGCCAGUGGUUAACUCUUGACUGACAGGUUUUUUUUUAGCUCCUGUGUGGACCUUCACAAACCUGUAAAAUCUGUUACACUAACUCACAAAUUGAUGUAUUUAAAGGCUUAAAGAGACGUGUGACUACUUUGUGUCAGAGAGAAGAACAAUUAACCAAUUUAUUGAUAAUCUAAUUUGCACAAACAGAUUCUGUACCAAAAUGUUAUGGCCAAAAUAAUCAUGCAUGGCUGUGUUUAUUGACUGUGAUUCAGGAAAUCUACAAUUAUUUAAAGCUCCUGUAAGGAAUAAAUUUGGCAUCCCUGUGUAGAUAAAGCAGUCUUUACUUCUCUUGUCUGACCAGUGUCACAAAGUCUCCUGUUGAUUAUGUUAAAUUGUAAAAACGGGGCGGUUUUUUCAUCUGCUAAGCUGACACCGUUCCCCUCAUACCAGUUUAAGGCAUUAAAAAGUACAACACAAAAAUCAUCAGUCAAGUCGCUGAUGGUCCUCUUUGCCUUGUUAAUUACAAAAAGACAUCAAAAUGAAUUUGAGUCUAUUUCUCAAAUGUCAAAAAACUCCUCACAGGAGCUUUAAGAUUUCUAUCUGUGUAUUUCAUGGACAGCGUAUCUUGAACUACUUCAUAAUACAUGAAUUAAAGAACUUUUGUGAGGUGAAAACUUUAUCAUUUCUGGCUAUCAGUGUUCACAUUCUCACUGGGCUCAGAGGUAGUGAUUUAUACUAUUUCCUAUUUUCUAUGCAUCUUUUACGUCAUUGUAUAAUGCAUCAAAGACCUGCUAGAGCUGUCGUAAAUCCCCCAUGUGAUGAUAAAGGUCCUAGUUAAAUCCCUCUUCAGAGUGACAUCUGGACAAACAAAUGAUACAUUUACAUCUGAGGAGAUAGAUUGGUCCUCUCCGCUAACACAGGUACACCUGAACUUUACUUAUCAGGUCUACCUGUGUUACAUCGACCUGCUUCAAAUCCUCUGCUCAUGUUUGAUGAAGGUCAAACUUUAAAAGUGUUUUUGUGCGCGAGGAUGGCUCCUGUGAAUACUCUUUAUACGAGCUGGAACACGUGCAGAGGGGAGAAGGUCAAGGCAGCAGACAGCUCUGUCUGGUUCUUCUCUCAUAUAAAGAAGAGGAAUCUAAAUUGUUCCUGUUCUGCGUUGCAAGACCAGUAAAUGAUUUGUUUACUGAAGGGGGGGAAAGAGGAUAUUGAAUCUGGUGUAAGCGAGGCUGCACAUGGGAACAACAAACAAACUGUUAUAUUACAGCAAGUAAAAGAGUGGUUAUCAAAACAAAGUACUCUGAUAAGAUGAGGUAAUAAAUUCAUUAGUACAUUUUAACCUUGCAGAUUGUUGAAUUGCAAUAUAUUUAAUCUGUUAAUAAACAAGCAAGAAGGUCCUGGUUCAAAUCUAUAUAUUUUGUCGAGAGUCUCAGUUUUCAAUACAUUUAAUAUAUGUUUGUGUUAGCUGCAUAAAAAAAGUUUCAGAAACCUUCACGGUGGUCUUCUUCCAGCACAAUGCCUCGCUAAACCUUCAUGACGGUCAAAUUUUCAAACAGUAGAGCUAUUUUACAAAACAAACAGAAAGCUAACUUUGCGCUGAGUGAUACAAUUAGCCAAGAAUUAGCCCAGGAUAUGUUUGAGGACAUAAUAUUGGGGAAAGUCCAGCCUCCUUCGCCUCUAAUUGGCUUGAAAACGCGGGCUGUCGGCUCUGUACAUCAGACAGAAUAUUACACAACAUUUUUUCAACCCUCAACCUAAUCCUAACCCUAACCCGACAGACAAUGACGUUUCACAGCCAUUAGGAAUAACCAAUCGGAGCCCUGCACUUCUAGCCUAUCAGAGGCGAAGGAGGGCAGGACCUUCCCCUACCAUCCGACAAAAAAAAAAUUUGCAUCCUGGACUGAGGCUGGUGCUCCUCUAUCAAGCUUUAUGUGAAGCUAAGCUAAGCCUUCGAUGGCUGUAAUUUCAUGUAAACAUAAAUCUCUUCGCUAAAAUAGAAUUUUAAUUAAUUUUUUUCCCCAGACACAUCUAGAUUUUAGUUUAGUUUCUAGUAAAAGCAUCUUUUCAAAUUUUAAUUGAAAUAGAUAAUUUAGUAGUUUUUGUGCUAUUAUGUAACACAAAAACUUAUGCAACAAUAGUUCAUAUUUAUAGUUAGGACUUUUGGCAAUGUUCCCUGCUCAGGGCAUUUAAGGUGUGAACUACUCCGGAUGCACAAAGUUCAGCGUUUUUGUACCUGGGGAAGUUUUGCUGAGAUAGUGAACUGCCUGUUAGAUUAGGGUAGUUGAAAGGAGUCCUGAUCUUGAAAUGACCUCCACCACAGAUACACCUAUCCUAGCCUGUAUUCAGUCAGAUGUAUUACCUAGUUCUGUUGACACACCUCAUUUUGUCAGGGUUAAAUGAUCCGCCCACCACUGAUGAAACAUUGGCAUGUGCCAGAAGUGACGUAAGAAUCUCUGGACAAACCACUCUUUAAUAGGGAUGGCGUAUGAAUCCUCCAAACCUCGUGACAUGACCACAUGUAGAAAAUCAUUAAAAUUGUCGCCACAUAUCACAGUCAGAAGAAAAUACAACAGAGAGUAAAAAGACCAAUUAAUAAAUAAACAUCACUUAAUGCAAAACCACGCAUACCCUUACAGUGAAAUCUGUGGUUUUAUAUUGACUUUAUGAAUAAGAUUUGACAUAUAUAAUCAUAUUAACACCAUCUGCAUGCUGUACCUAAUACCAUGUUACCAAAGCACUGGUGUUACCAAGCAAACAACUAGUUAUCCACUUAUCAGGGGCUGUCACUUCUGCAAACAGCAACAUGAUCUAUGCCAUUGUUAAUCUCUGCGCUUAAUGGUAUGUCAACACACAGAGAGAGUAGGUUGUACAGUGUUUGCCGCUGAGCAGGAAGCUUGAUGUGAAGCAUGCAGUCCACAUGAGUAUUGAGAACAAUCUCAAAAGUUUAAGGGAGCUAAUCCAGUUUCUGUUGGAUAUGUCUAACUUAUCUUGACCCUGUUACAGAAACAUGUAGUGUAGUUUAUCUUUGAAUGUUGAUAACAGUCAGGUCACACAGGUGAUGGCUGUCACAUGUGUUGGUGUAAAUGGUUUCACAAUGCUUUCAGGAUACAUACAACUAGGCAGUGAAUAGUUCUAAGCUCUGUUUAUUUCUAAAUUUAGCGUGCAUAUAAAUUGUCUUUAUAUUAGAUUUCUACUGAAGACUCCCAUGAGGUGCUUUUUGACAUUUAUGUGAUCGACCAAAUUUUUUAUUGAUGCCUUUUUAAGAGACGUAAAAGCAGGGACAAGAUCGACAAAUGUUAAUACUGUAAUUUAUGAUGCUUGAAACUGGUGCGUGAGUGUAGGUGUCAGCAGAGCAGCUGCAGAAACAGCCUCGUUUGUGCAUUUUUCACACAUAUAUAUUUACAAUAAGUGAGAAAUUACACAGGUCAGCAGGCAGAGAAGACACGAUCAGGAAAGACUGCUUUGUCCACAUGCACAUAAUCUUUAAUAAACUUUAAUUCAAUUUGAAAAAAUUUUAUUUGUUCCCGGAGGGUGAUUGGAGGCACAUAGAACAGCAAGUAAACAAUAAAAAUUCAUUGAAAAGAUAGAUGAUGUGAAGGACAUCAAACUUUGAGACUUUUUUAAUUGUUUUAUUUUUCUUUCCAACAGUUUAAUGAAAGUGAAUUCAACUAUCACAUCAGUACCUCACAGAUGGCAGGAUCCAAUGAGGCUACUGCGUGUGUUUAAAAGACAAAGAAAGGGUUAAUUCACUUUUCAUUUAACAGGCUGCAUAACAGACUUAUCUUGACCAAAUAGCUGGCAUGUAUUAUUAAAGUUGUUUUAUUCAUGCUGUCUAUUUUUUAAUAUUUCAGUGGCAGAGAUAAAGUAGCACUACUGUAUCUCUAUUAUUUCAGGUUAGCGCUGCGGUUUCAUCUCAUGUUUUGAUGUGAUAGCAGCCCAAUGUCUGUCAGCACUUCUUACUCACCAUAUCAUCAGCUGUAUCUCACGCAGACGGCGUUGCCAGAACAGAAAAAGCUUUGCAUACUUUCUGAAUUUGACUGCGAUCAAUCGAGCAGCAAAGAGAGUGACUGAAGGAUGAGUGCGCGAUGGUGUUUGUGUGUAUGUGAGUGUGUGUGUCUGUGCACAAGUGCCUGCGCAGCUCUUCCUUGUACCAGGCUUUUCUGCUUUUUAUAGCAGAUGCAAAUUUUGUCCACUUGAAGCACCUGUUAUGUUCUGCUGCUUUGCUUCACUCCCAGCAGACGCACCAGUUACCACGUCACUCCAAUCCCUGCCUUAAUUAUGGUGAUGAUUUAUUAUGUCUUUCUGUAUCCACCAUCUCCAACAAUGAGAGAGAUAUUUCCAAGAUAACACAUCCACCACAGUGUCAACCCCAUGAUGAAAAAUAAUGAUAUGCUAACACACUGGAUGACGUUAGGAUUAGUCAGUGAAGUAAUAACAGCACAAAAAACACUUAAAUGUCACAAAUGAGGAAAUUGAACAGGCAGUGAUCAUUGUUUUGACGAAUAAAGCUUUUUUUUUUUUAUUGGCAAAAUAACAGAGUGGAGCUGGAGUGACUCAGUGACACUCAUCGGCUGUACGUUUUCUGUGACAAGCAGGUGUCUGACUCAGAAGACGAUGCUUAUCGGCCUAGAGCAGAAACAGAUGCAGAGGUACAAACAGAGCUUUGUGAAUGUUAAUGUAGGUCCAAUUAUUUUAUGUGAAGUUUUGAACCAGGACCUUCUUGAAAGUCCUACAAUUUUUGACUCAGGUAAAGUGUCUUUCACAGGGACAGCCUUGACCUCCAGCAGUGCAUGGAUGGUUUCCUGAUCAGUAUCAAGGAUCCUCCUCCUCAGAAGGAAAGAAAGAAAGAAAGACAACCUCUGCUUCACACUAAAGUGACACAGUGGAUUAGAUUGAGAUUAUAUUGAACUAUAAUGAAGCUGCCCUGAUGCAGAACUAUAUCUGAGAAUAUGUCUCCUUGUUUCUGCAUAUUUAAAUGCAUCAUGACUGAAAGCACACAGUUUGAAAGUACAUCAUGACACACGCAAACUUCACUAAACGGGGAACAUUGUAAGGGAGUGAAGUGGCAGAAAGAUAUGAAAAGAAUUGACUUAUUGUUAAAUACCUUAACUCUUAUUAAAAGAGCAAAACGUAUCAGAUCGUACUUUAUAUUUUAUUCACAACGCAUAAUGUAGGAUUUGGUGCAUGGAAUGGAGAGGUUUUUUGCUUUAAUAUUUAUUUUUAUUUGGGUUGAUUGAAGUUAUUGUCAUGAGUAAGUUACUUAUGGUUGUAAUGCUCUACUUGGUCUCUUUUCUGAGAAACCAGCUGAUUCAACUCCAUGUAAUUUAGUUCAUUUUAAGAAUCACUGAUCCAAAGUAGGUGUAAGGUGGCGCUCUUUCCUGCAAAAUUUCUGCCUUUCUCUUUGCCAUCAGAAAGAUGUUUUUGCAUUACGCUUGGACACAAACGCAGUCUACCCGCCUUAAGCGCACUGAUCAGCUCAUCAGGUCUAUGAUGUGCAAUCCAACAUGACUUUCGCCCCUGUGCAGACAGAAGAAGACAGGAAAAUGCUAAUAAAUGUUGCAUUAUUGCUCUGAUGUUACAAUCAGGGUUGGAUUUUCCUAAAAGUUGUCAUGUGGUAGGGUUGACCCUGUCUGCUGUGGUCAGCAGCCUAGUGUCCAAAGCAGUUCUCCAAAAACUUCAUACAACCUUACAACAAAAAUGGAAACCUUAAUUCAUCAGGCCGUCAAAAAUCACAAGUGUUUGUCUAAAGCUUUGGCGGACAUGGCAGUGAUGUAUGAACCUGCAGUGUGAUCUCAAAGCCAGCUGACAAAGAGCAAACACAAAGUUGUUCAGUCACACCUUUUCAUCCUGGAACAGUUUUUGAACGCUCUGUGAUCUGUGGUAUCGUCUUCAGUACAUGCUAUGCUUUUAUUUCCCCUUUAAAGAACUGUACAGUAUGAGUUGUUGUUAAAAAUAGAUAGGUAAUUUGGCAACAGCAUCAGUCCUGUUGUAGUAAAGUUUUCUUUUAAUAGCGCGUCAAACAUGAUGUUCUGGUGAGGAUCCUCAUUCCUGUGGUUUCUAUUGAUGCCGCUCCUUCUGUCUCGGCUGUGGUUGAGGGAUCAUUUAGUGUUCAAAUCAUUAACUUCCUUUACUGAAAGACGAUGCUUUGACAUUUUUAUUGAUUGACUAAAUGUUUUUUUUUUCCAUUUGUUUGUUUGUGUAGGUUGUUGCUGAAAAUGCAAGACUCAACUGUCUCACCUGUGACCAACACGACACCUCUGAACACAACUGCCGUCACCAAGUCCAGAGAACAAAUACUCAUCCAGAGUAAGAAUAUCUGCCAUGUAUAUCAUGUGUGUUAUUUGCCAUGAUCACCAUCACAUCUCAGAGCGUCCCUCAGAGUCAAAACCAUCACCACGAUAAGCCAAGCCUCAUAAAUAAGAACCCAUUGCGUCAUUCAGUCUAAUCUGAAUGGUUCGUACAGGAGUGGCACUCAUGCAUUUAUAAGCAACUAUUUGCCAUGUUCUGUUUGCCUGUGAGUGAUGCCGUUGCCAAGCAACCUCACAUUGCUUCUGACUGGAGGAUACACAAAAUAAGUUUAACAGCAUGGAUCAAAGGGAAUGUGUGAAUGUAACAUGCAAAUUUAAGAGCAGACACAAACUGAAGAGAAGCCUUUCAGAUAGUCAAUCCCUCCCUCUCUUUCUCUCUGUCUGUCUGUUGGUCAGGUUCUGGGGCGAUGAUCGCUGUCAUCGUCAUCGGCAUCAUAAUCAUUCUCGCCAUUCUACUAAUCAUCCUGAAGACGUACAACAGGUAGGCCUGCAUUCCUGUUUGGCAGGACAAUUCCUGCAGUGUAAAUGUCACAAACAAAACAAAAAUGCUAUUCUGAUCCACACCAAGAAGGAUGAAACAACAGCUGCUGCAGCUUCUAACCUUAUUUCCAGGCUCAGACUGUGAUUUAUAUAAAAAAAACAUCUGUGCAUUUUAAAGGUUUUUUUUUCAGUACAUAACCUAGUUAGCUUUUGAGCAACAUCAGAUCUUUUUAUAAUAUUUCAAUGCCACAGGUCACUGACAGUCAGACUGAAAUAAAAUAAGACCAUAGGUGAAAACAUCAGUAAACUGUAAGAAUGAAUAUGAACUUCUUCUCUUUCCGUUGUUUACAAUCUGAAAAAUGCUGCAUCUUCUUGUUAUUUUAGCCAGUUUUCAGUUCCUGCAUUUAAUAGAAUUAAAGCUCCAGUGAGUAACUUCCAGUAAAAUUUGGCGCUCCUCUGUGGCCAAUGCAGUCUUGCUUAUCUUGUCCUGUAAAAGCUUAAAUAGUAACUUUUGCCUAAAAAACUCACUUUGGUGACUUUUGACAGUCAAAUGUAUGAUUUAAUGUGAUCAUUUAAUGUGGACAUCAAAAACAAACAAACAAACAAACAAAAACACAGGGCCUUUGUACCAUUUUAGGCAUUAAGAAUUAUUCUGUACAAAUUGUUGUUCUGCCCCUGAUGGUCUUUUUGACUUUUGGAUAUUUGAAAGACAUCAAAAUUUCAGUCUAUUUCAUAAACGUCAAAAAACUUCUCAUAGAAGCUUUAAUUGAGAACUUUUAUUUGGAAGUGAGGAAGUUUGACAUGUUGUAUACAAUAAAAUAAAAAUGUUGUGUCUAUAAAUAUUAGACCUAAAGAAAAACAUAUUUUUGCAGUGGUCUCUUAGUUUGGGACUUAAUACUUGAACAGUGGCUCUUUUGUCCAUGUUUUAAAUCUAAAUAUCCCAUCAUAGUACUGUUUCUUUAAUUUGUAAGUUUAUUCUUACUGGUAUUUUUGAAGCAGUUGGAGAAACAUUAACUGUACCAUAUAUCACCUGUUAGACACAACUACUCUUUUUCUCAUUUCAUGGUUUAUUUGUUUCCAGGAGGACACAUGUCUCCAGAGUCCUAGGAGUCAGCAGCGGCUCCAAACCUCGUCAAAAGUUGUCCCAAUCCACCAUGCAGAGCAGCAUGCCGCUGAGCCCCAUAGGAGUGAACUCAGUGUCGGGCAGCAUCCCCAAUUUAACCCCUGCCGCAGAGAACGGCCUCCAGCUGCCCAGAGCAGAGCUGAGCAGCCUGGAGGAAAACCAUAUAGAGCAGUUCAGCACCAACAGUGGCUCCACUGCAGUCACUAUACAUGACGUUCCAUCUUUAGAAAACACAUAG